CAUACAUAUGUCAAGGUGUAGCAAAUAGCAGAGACAGGGGAUGGAUAUAUGGCACCUUGCUCACAGUCAGGAUCCCAGAGCCUCACGGUGUCCUGUUUCAGAUGAGCCAGCUCACUGACCCCAGCAGGCUGCUGUGGGUCACCCAGGUCAGGCUGCGCUCCAGUGGAGGCUGAAGACAGCCCCCUCCUGUGUAAUAAGUGCUGUACAUGCGUCACGGUUAACAUGACACCUCCCUUCCUUCACUCUCUCUCUUGGCUCGUCUCUGCUUCCUUCUCAGAUCUGCGGCUGCUGGUUUUGUUACACUCCUGGGCCCCCGGCUUGGGCUCGCCACCUGCCCUGCCCUGCUCCUACCACCAGGGGGCGCUGUCCAUGCGGGUGUCCCGCAAGGGCCAGACGGUCAGUGCACUGGAGGCUGACUGGCUUGAGCUGACCGCUGCCUACUACCGCAAGGGCUGGUCCUUGGUGGACUCCUUCGUGUACUGGGACACCCCAAGAGGAGAGCCUGUGCCACGCUCGCUGGAGGGGCUGUUUGUGUACGAGGAGCCGGGCCCCAGCCUCACGCCCCCAGUGGCCAACGACACCAUCGUGGUGGAGCAGUGGACGGUCAUCGAGGGGUCAGAGGUGAAGGCAGACUAUGGGCCCCUGAUCCACACGCUGGCAGAGUUCGGCUGGCUGCUCACCUGUGUGCUGCCCACUCCCAUCAUCCGGCACGACAGUGAGGGGAACCUGGCUACCAAGCAGGUGGUCUUCCUGCAGAGACCCGUCAGGUGCUCCGAGCCCCCUCCACGGCGGCCCCAGGCCGGCUCUCCCUGCAGCGAGGCGUCUGCCCAGCCGAUGAGCCCCGGAGACGGGGCGCUGCAGGCGGAGGACCUCUCUCCCUGCUCCGGAGUCACAGGAGGAUUCCCGGGGUUCGGAGGGGGUUACCCCAGUGUCCUCACGGAGCUGGAAGAAGGGGGCUUCGAGCAGGACGAGGGGGUGGCGCAGGUAACCUGUAUGUGACCCCUCCCCCACCCCCCCUCUUCUUCCUCCCCCCCCAACACGAACGUGCUGACAGAUGGAGACACCCCGGGAGCCCCCAGUCCCUCGCCUGUGCCCCAUGCUGUCACCCGCAGUACAGGCAGGGGGCGCUCUCCGGAGGGUUAGCCUGCCGGGACUGACCUGCACGAUGUCGGCACGGCAUUUUCGGAGGGGGCGGCGGCAGCCGUGAUGCUGAAGUGCGUCUGGAAGAGCAGGUCGUUCAAAGGUUCCCUCCAGCGGCGCUAAGGAAAGAGGAGAAGGUGCACAGCCUGCCUGACACUCACACGGACGCACAGAGGAGCUGUGCUUUCCUCUGGCCGUGAAGCGAUCGCCCGCGGCGCACAGCUCCCCGCGAGAUCCGCCCAGGGGACAGGCAGCUUUCACUGUCCUCGUUACAAUGUCCAGCGUUUAAGCA
Molecule: messenger RNA, 1432 nt
Organism: Lepisosteus oculatus (spotted gar)
Lineage: Eukaryota; Metazoa; Chordata; Actinopteri; Semionotiformes; Lepisosteidae
Source: RefSeq, a predicted model, not a curated record